UAGGCGAUGUCAUGGCAACAUUGUGUAGCUAAGUUCAUGUGCAGAAACACGUUAUCGGGUCUAAUGGACGUUUCCCUCCGAACUGUGUAUGUGCAGGCCGUCAAAUCAAAUGCACUCUCACUGACUCCUCAAAACCCUGGUCUGCUGGGUCUGUUUGCAAGCGUUCCCGGAAGUCUCGCGAUGUUGCGCCUCUGGGUUUAGAAACUCAUUGGAUGCUCCUUUUACAAAGACUGGAUGUUACCCUCGCGGCGCUAGGACCCAACGGAUCUAGUCCUUGCAAGCGCACAUGGCCAUUGUAGAGUGUAGCGGCUCCGAUGUAAAAGAGUAUGCUGGUCUCGUGAAUCAGACUUCUUAUGUAGGCUAUCUCUCUCUGUUUUCUGUCGCACCCGCUUACUUCAAAUUUUUCAAACUCACUUAUCAAUGUCUUGGAGACAUCACUGCCAAGUCCUUGAGUGCAGCACGCAGGGAUUUCAGCAUGCUUGGAUGAAAAGUUUUUGACAGCUCCUCUUUCUUGGUCCCGCUAUUAGAAGUCAAUAAUUGUUCUUCCUCUGUUUCGGACCUGAUCCCACUCUACUGCUUGCAUCCCGCAUCCUGUCAAUCACUCGUGGACAGCAUAUUAUGGUCGUGUCCGUGCCAUAAUACAUCCCGAACGCAUUUAUUUCCUAAGUCGGGCAACAUGACUAACUGGCGUUGGAAGAACUUUGCAUUUCUAAUUAUUUUUCAUGUCUUGUCCAUGUCAACAGCAACGGGCAAUAUAGACAACACACUUCUGAAUUUACAUGACGGCAACAGCUUGGACCAGAGCGUGCUGCACAGUGCUGUCCCUAAGCCCCAAAGCUAUGACACCACGGUACCUCUCCUGCUAGAAGGGCGGGAGCGCAGACCACUCAGCCAGCUCAAGUCCAGGAGUCAUCCUGCUUCACUGAAGCUGGUGGUGGAGGCGGAAGGCGAACAACUGGUCCUGGCACUAGAAAAAAACGAGGGCCUGUUUGCGAGCCAUUACACUGAGACACAUUAUCUGGAGGAUGGCAGUGCAGUCACUGGAGCUCACAACUAUACGAAGAACUGCUACUACCAUGGAGAAGUGGAGGGCCACACUAAUUCUGACGUCACUCUCAGUACCUGCUCUGGCCUCCGGGGUUUCAUCUCUCUUGAAAAUAAGACCUUCAUCCUUGAGCCGUCGUUGUACCAGGACAAUAAUAAACACAUAAUCUACCGAGGGGAAAACCUCAACCUGUCCCCCGGAACCUGUGGUCAUGGCUUCAACAUGUCAUCUGUUACCCCUAACAACCAUCUGAGAAGCCCUUUCAGAACGUUCAGUACCAGGCACAAGAGGCACGCUCAGAAGACUACCAAAUACGUAGAGCUGAUCAUCGUUGCAGACAACAGAGAGUUUCAGAAACAGGGGAAGGACGUUGACAGGGUGAAGCAGAGACUGGCAGAAAUAGCCAAUUACGUGGACAAGUUCUAUAGGGUCCUGAACAUCCGUGUGGCCCUGGUGGGCCUGGAGGUGUGGAGCGACGCUGAUAAGUGUCCUGUCACUCAGGACCCCUUCAACACCCUGCAUGAGUUCCUAGACUGGAGGAAAGUCAAACUACUGCCUACGAAAUCACACGACAAUGCUCAGCUCAUCAGUGGGGUGUACUUCCAGGGUACCACCAUUGGCAUGGCCCCCAUCAUGAGCAUGUGUACAGUGGAGCAGUCUGGAGGCAUCGUCAUGGAUCAUUCGGAUAAUCCCCUGGGUGCGGCUGUGACUUUAGCACAUGAGCUGGGGCACAACUUUGGCAUGAACCACGACACUCCAGAGCGGGGGUGUGGCUGCAGGAUGACAGUGGACCGCGGGGGCUGUAUCAUGACCCCCUCCACUGGGUACCCAUUUCCUACAGUAUUCAGCACCUGCAGUAAAAAGGACCUGGCAGCCAGUCUGGAGAAGGGAGUGGGAAUGUGUCUGUACAACAUGCCUGAGGUCAAAGUGCUGUACGGGGGACAGAAGUGUGGCAAUGGAUACGUGGAGGAAGGAGAGGAGUGUGACUGUGGAGAACUGGAGGAAUGCAUGAACCCCUGCUGCAAUGCCACCACCUGCACCCUGAAGGGAGAUGCUGUGUGUGCCCACGGACAGUGCUGCGAGGACUGCAGGCUGAAACCUGCUGGCACACCGUGUCGAGAGUCCAGUAACUCCUGUGAUCUGCCAGAGUUCUGUACUGGUGCCAACCCCCACUGCCCUGCCAACGUGUACCUGCAUGACGGGCACUCCUGCCACAACGUGGACGGAUACUGCUACAACGGCAUCUGCCAGACUCACGAGCAGCAGUGCAUCACGCUAUGGGGACCAGGAGCCAAACCUGCCCCAGGGAUCUGCUUUGAGAGGGUCAACUCAGCAGGAGAUCCUUACGGGAACUGUGGGAAGGACUCCAAAGGAUCAUUUGCCAAAUGUGAAGCCCGAGACGCAAAGUGUGGCAAAAUUCAGUGUCAAGGAGGGGCCAACCGGCCUGUGAUUGGCACCAAUGCCGUCUCCAUAGAAACCAACAUCCCUCUUCAAGAAGGAGGGAGGAUCCUGUGUCGGGGGACCCACGUCUACCUGGGUGAUGACAUGCCCGACCCUGGACUGGUUCUGGCUGGCACCAAGUGUGGAGAGGGCAUGAUGUGUCUGAAUCGUCAGUGCCAGAAUGUCAGUGUGUUUGGAGUGCACCAGUGCUCAGGGAAGUGCAGCGGACGAGGGGUGUGUAACAACAAGGAGAACUGCCAUUGUGAGGUGCACUGGGCCCCUCCCUUCUGUGAGAGGGCGGGGUUUGGAGGCAGCCUCGACAGUGGACCAAUGAGAUUGGCAGAUGUGCGUGUGUGUGUAUUAAUAUGCGUGUUGUCGUAUGUGACGUCAGCCGACAGCAGGGUGGUUGCCGUGGCAAUCCUGGCCACCCUCCUCAGCCUGAUGGGCGCAGGGCUCCUGGUAUUCCUUAAGAGGAAGACUCUGGUCCGUCUGCUCUUCACCAACAAGAAAACCACCAUGGAGAAACUGAGAUCAGCUGGGUCGACCAGACCAGCCAGCCCCAGCCAGACUCAGUCCAUGUACAGUCCACGACGCAAGCCCCCAGCCAAGCCUCCAGGUACCAGCAUAUACAAGCCAUCACACCUGAGUUCGGAGCCUCUCCUCCCUCCACACAGUUUCCACUCCCACAGCUUGCGGCGGCUGCCCCACUACCAGCCCCUCCACAUCAGCCACCCUAUGCCUGUCUCCCUCAGUGUGGGUCAACAGCCCCUGCCACCAGUCCCACCCCACCACAAGGCUCUACCGGCCCACACCGCCCUCUCCCCACCACGGACACCGCCGUUCCACAGCCUUCCCCGACAGCAGCCCUACAGAAUGGACCAGGACUGCGAGAAACCCAGUCCGCCCCAGAAGCCCCUGCCUGCAGACCCUCUGGGAAGGAGUGCUCGGGUGGGACACAGCACCUCGGUGGUGGGGGUCCGCCUCCCUGGACCCAUCCCUAUCCCCAUCCCCACCGUGCCCAGACCCCUGCUCACCAUCCCACAACCAAACAGACCUGCACCCAUGCAACCACUGAGACUGCCAAAGACUCAUCAUUUCGACCGCUGAUCUCAAAGAAGUUGUGAUGGAAUGGAAUAAUGGAGAGCUCUAUGGAUGGAGACCCAUAUUUGCACUACAAGAAUACCAGACCUUUGCAACUUUGAAAGUGUCUCAGAGUUUUAGGGAAAGGGGACUGACUUCAAACCUUGGUGCUGUGCCUCUGCUUUUGUUGUCCUCGCUCAGGUACAAAUGAACUAUUUAAUGUCUAUAUUUAUUAUUUCUGUGUGCACAGUGCACUCUGGUAGACACUAUUGACAGAAGCAUAUUCAGACUUGGAUCGCUGUUGGUGAUUAUUUUUUUACCCCCAGCAAAAUCAGAAGAACAGUUUGCCAUAUAAUGGAGGGAAUGUUUUUUUUUUACAUAUAUAUAUACAGUUAAGGAGAGACAUAAAAGGCCAUGGUUGUUUUAUCCUGUGAAGUUCCUAGAAUAAUUGAAGAGAGAAAGACAGAUUGGGUUCAAGUUAAAGGGAAACAGAGCACUGCAUGGAACACUUUAUGAGAGUAACUUGUAACUCACUAAGCAGCAGUGUUAGGGACUGGGAGUUUUUGUUCAGUUUAUCAUUAAUAAGAACUGCUUUUACAUUCCAAGACAUCCACUCACUUCAUAAUCAGAAACGGUGUUGGACUUUGGGCUGACAUGUUGGACAUAUCAAUUGAGGUGUGUUUCGACUAAUCCAAUUCGGUGCAAAAGCAAGGGAAUUGUUCAGAAUAGACACGUACUUGAGAAUUGACUGUUACGUGAUCUUCAUCCAUAAAAAUCUUUAUUCAUAUAUACCCUCAUAUUUUAAUUGGCAGGGUAUUGGACCCAAUUAGAGAACUACCCCAAAGAACAGUAUCUCUAACCUUGUAAUGUUUCUCCACUGGCAAACUUGAACAUGUUUACAAACUGACAAAUGGUGUUGGGCUCUUACAUACCCUUAUUAGUUCAUGUUAGGACCACACACUUGAAGGAUAUGCUGUAUUCACCGCUUUCCUAAAUAAUCAACUCUCUUACACACAGCUUGGAGUAUUUGCUGGCAGUUGUGCAAUACGUAAUGCUCCCAGCGGAGCGAGGAGUCUGAUAUGACCUGACACUGCUGGGUUUAGAGAAUUACAGCAACACCAAAUAAUGCAAUAUAACUGGGCUUAAUGGAGGAACGUGCUAUAUGAACUAACAUUUUAACUCACUUGAUACUGUAGGGUCAGGAUGACUUCAGUUUUGUGAACAGUCCAAACCCAACCUAGAUGGUGUCUGAUGUUCUAUUCAUUUCUGUAUUUUCAAAGUUCACUCAGACAAAAGUAUGGCCAUGUGGUGUGGUUUACGAGGUAAUUUCCAGUACUUGACCUCAUAUUUAUCACUAUUCAUUUGAUAUUGGAGCUCGGUGUCAUACAUUGGCACGCAACUCUCCUUGAGGUUUUCAAGACUCCCAUUAAGUUUAAUUUGUCCUUUGAAAUGUUAGUCUAUUACAGGAAAUACUCCCAAUACCUGUAUUGAAUGUCGAGUUCUUGUCCCUUUCAACUUUACCAACAAUUUGUGGACUUUUAGAUUUCCAGUACAUUAAAAUGUCCAAAUGAAAGUAGAGACUGGGUGCAUAACGUCUUGGUCACAAUAUGUUUCAUUAAACAUAGCUUUGAUGAAUGCUGAGUAAGAGUGUUCAUCAUACUGUUCAGUCCUCUGGCAUGGCACAGGAUGUGUGUGUGUGUGCGUGCGUGCGUGCGUGCGUGCAUGUAUGUAUGUUAGCACGCUUUCCAUAUGCAGUUAUGGCCUCACUCUCAUAACUACUCAUAUGGUUAUUUCAACAGGAGGGAACUUUUACACGUAAAAGCAGUCAGUACAGCAGUAAAACAGGGGCACAUGUGGUUGCAUUAUUGUAGGUGUAAAACUAAAUAUCAAACCUGGUCUGCAAUGUACUGGGUCAUCACCAAAGUACUGAUGUGCUUUAGUUAAAUGGAUGCAUAUGUGUGGUGUGUGUAUGCAUAUGAAAUGUAUGUCUUGUCGCUUAAUAUUGUGGAAUGCACUAGCACUACUUACAUUGGACUUGCAUCAGAAGUUCAUUGCAUAGUUGCAUUUACACUUUUAGUAAUCACUGUAUGUGUUACAGUUUUACAGAUUUAGAUAUACUGCUAUCUGAUGUCAGCAUUUGUCCGUUUUGGCAGAUCUUCAGAUCUGUUCAUCAUCUGUGUAAAAGUUGCUUUUUACAAAUGUACUGUAUUUUUUUUGUAUAACUAUUACAUUUUCAAAUGAAUAGCCAUUGUACAGUUAGUGUAAAUAUAGUAUCUUUCAGCAAUCAUGUUUCUUUUCUUUUAUGCUUUUUUUUUUUUACAAGAGCAGUGAGAACCUCAAUAAAGUGAUGGUUUCUCCUGUUCAAUAAAACAUGUUUGUUUCAUUAAACUCCUUAAGGAAUGAGGAUUAUGGUAAAAAGCUGGGAUUCUGGGAUAAUUGGAGUCCUUGAACAUUGAGAUUGCAGAGUCAAAUAAAUGAGGUUUCUCUUAUGCUGUU
Messenger RNA from Coregonus clupeaformis (lake whitefish), 6061 nucleotides. Its product is annotated as disintegrin and metalloproteinase domain-containing protein 12. NCBI's taxonomy places the organism in Eukaryota, Metazoa, Chordata, Actinopteri, Salmoniformes, Salmonidae. Gene Ontology annotation, biological process: proteolysis. The transcript has 23 exons. The coding region runs from base 677 to 3592 and encodes 971 amino acids. The record is from RefSeq and is a predicted model, not a curated record. Gene Ontology annotation, molecular function: metalloendopeptidase activity.